CGUUGGAGUGUGCUGCCGGCAUUGACCACUGAAGGUUUGAAGGUGCUGCGGAUCUUUCAGGAGUCCUUCAAUGCUGACCGAUUCGUCGAAUUCAUCGAAGAGGACCUGCUACCAAUCAUUGGUCCAUUCCCUGGUCCAAACAGUGUCAUUGUGCUUGAUAAUUGUCGAAUUCAUCAU
This is a messenger RNA of Saitoella complicata NRRL Y-17804, 177 nucleotides long. RefSeq lists its product as uncharacterized. The annotation marks the transcript as partial. Lineage: Eukaryota; Fungi; Ascomycota; Saitoellomycetes; Saitoellales; Saitoellaceae. The record is from RefSeq and is a predicted model, not a curated record. Gene Ontology annotation, molecular function: nucleic acid binding. The transcript has a single exon.